UUGAACCGUAUCAUCGUGUCUGUCGUCCUUUUACCUCUGCAGAUGAAGCUGUGGAACAAGUACAAGGUGACCAGCAUCCCGUCUCUGGUGUUUGUGGACUCGGCCACGGGGAAGAUUGUGUGUCGAAAUGGUCUGCUGGUGGUCAGAGAUGACCCAAAAGGCCUGGAGUUUCCCUGGGGUCCGAAGCCAUUCGCAGAGGUGGUGGCGGGACCUCUGUUCAGGAACAACAGACAGACAACAGACUGCAGCUCUCUGGAGGGACACUACGUGGGAGUGUAUUUCUCAGCACACUGGUGUCCACCCUGCCGCAGUCUGACCCGGGUCCUGGUGGAAUCCUACCGGAUAAUCAAAGAGUCGGGGCAUAAGUUUGAGAUCGUGUUCGUCAGCGCAGACAGGUCGGAGGAGUCUUUUAAGCAGUACUUCAGCGAGAUGCCGUGGUUGGCGGUGCCGUAUUCAGAUGAGGCGAGACGAUCACGGCUCAACAGACUCUACGGGAUACAGGGUAUUCCCACGCUGAUUCUGUUGGAUACGGAAGGUCACGUGAUCACGCGGCAGGGCCGGGUGGAGGUGCUGAAUGACCCGGAGUGCAGGCUCUUCCCCUGGCACCCCCGGCCCGUGCUGGAGCUCAGCGAGUCCAACGCCGUGCAGCUCCACGAGGGGCCCUGCCUCGUCCUGUUUGUGGAUGCUGAAGAGGAAGGGGAACUGGAGCCAGCCAAGGAGUUGAUUCAGCCAAUAGCAGAGAAGCUCAUGGCCAAGUACAAAGCCAAGGAGGAGGAGACGCCGCUGCUGUUCUUUGUGGCGGGAGAGCCGGAAAACAAAGCCAAAGGGGGGAAGUCGGGUCAUGAGAAUCAGAGGGAGUCUGAGCACCGUCAGAUCCGCAACAUAAUUACAAUCUCCUUUAAGGACGACAUGACCGACUCCCUGCGGGACUACACCAACCUGCCCGAGGCGGCCCCUCUGCUCACCAUCCUGGACAUGUCGGCCCGGGCCAAGUACGUCCUGGACGUGGAGGAGAUCACGCCCGCCGUGGUGGAGCAGUUCGUCGGCGACUUCCUGGCCGAGAAGCUCAAACCUGAGCCCAUUUAA
This is a messenger RNA of Menidia menidia (Atlantic silverside), 1086 nucleotides long. Lineage: Eukaryota; Metazoa; Chordata; Actinopteri; Atheriniformes; Atherinopsidae. The record is from the annotation of a GenBank genome assembly.